AUGGCUUUUAAUGUUCUAGAUCAUCUAGGUAUAACCGUGCCUGCUGAGCCCAUUUUGCCGAUAGCAUCGCAAUCUACACAAACUCCUGGCAGAUUACGCCCGUCGCAGCCCGUAUCGCUCCUUGCUUCGCUCUCGGGAUCACGGGUCAGUAACGCUGAGCUAACCGCCCAGACACCACAGACCUACAAGGUUAUGCGCUUAUCUACGACCCCACUACACAUCAUGAGCCCCCAGUCUGGUGGUAGAGACCCUAUUGUCUCAGAGUCUAAUGUGGAGCCUUUUCUACCAUCUGAUACCAAAUCGAUGUCUACUAGCGCUUCAUCUGCCAUAAAAGCAGAUGCCCUCGUUAAACUAUUGACGAAUAACACAGUAGCAGUAGUUGACUACUCCAUGAGUAUCGAUGAAAAGGCUGCCCUCUUGCCUCUCCUAGAGUCAACAGAGAAGGAAGCAAGAGGCCUGUUCAACAAACGGAACACCAUGUACCUUCGGCAAACUCAUCGUCCAGACACAGAAGCGGCCAGAUUGCAGCUGGAGACCAUUGCGGACAAUAAACGCAAAGCCGACGAAGAAAAGCAGGAGAGACUCAAGCAAGAAAGGCAAGAGAUAAAAGAUAUAUUAACAGAGAUCUAUACUGAGCGUGCAGCUGAUAGUGAAAAAGAGCUAAAGAAGAAGGCUGACUACCAACGUGAAGUAGAAGAAUUUAAAAAACAGGAAGAUGAAAUAAGGAAGGUUCAAGAUUCCAUUAAACAGGCAGAGAAGGAGGAGGAGAGCAGAAAAGCACAUGAAUACAUGAACGAAAUGAAGUUACGAGCCGCCCAGGAGGCCGAGCAGCGGAGACUCGAAGCAAUUAAAAACCAAGAAUUCGUAGAUUCUUUAAUUGAGAGCAAGCGGCAGGCAAAAAUAUCGGAGAAGGCUGCUGAGAGGAUGAUGGAUUGCUACGCAGGCCCAGAGGAUAAAAUUAAUAUACUGCGGGCACAUAAGAUAAGGGUGAAAGAAUUUCUAAAAGACGCUGAUGACGAGGCGAGGCAUGAACGUGGCCAAAGAGCUAUGGAGGAAAAGGAGCAGCAAGACAGAGACAGAGAGGAGGCCCGUGCGAUAAGGAAAGAUAUUCACAAUGCCCAACUUAGCUACAUUGCUCGUAAGAAAGAAGAGGCUGUUGCACUCAAGCAAGAGUACGACAGAGAUAUGCACUUCAAGAAAAUGGCCAGACAACAGGAGAGGGAGCUUGAAAAACAGGAGAUGCAACAUCUAAAAUUGGCAGUGAGAUUAGAAGAGCAGGAGACGAAGUCUUGCGAACAAGCUCUGGCUCAUCAAAACCGCACAUGGCUGAAGAAGAGCUUGAGUGAAAACAUUAGAGAGAAAGAAAUAAACGCCAAAUUCAAUAUGCUGUUGGACAAGAUAAAAGAAUACAAGUGA
Messenger RNA from Giardia duodenalis, 1416 nucleotides. RefSeq lists its product as uncharacterized. Gene Ontology annotation, cellular component: Set1C/COMPASS complex. The transcript has a single exon. Lineage: Eukaryota; Fornicata; Diplomonadida; Hexamitidae. The record is from RefSeq and is a predicted model, not a curated record. The coding region runs from base 1 to 1416 and encodes 471 amino acids.